AUGUGGAGGUUGUCGGGGACCGUGGAGGUCCAACCACCGGGUGAACGUUUUCUGUUUACGUUCACUCAUGAAAGGGAUAUUGCUCGUGUGAAGAAGAGUGGUCCUUGGGGUUUUCAGGGAGCCAUGAUUCUCCUGAAUGAUUAUGACGGCUUCUCGGACAUCUCUGCCGUGAAGUUGGAUUUUGUUUGGAUCUGGGUUACGCUGCAGGGCAUUCCUCUGGGCUUAUUGACGGAACAUACUAUCCGAUUGGUUGGUGGGACUAUUGGAGAGGUUCUAGAGGUGGACCGACAGGCUCCCAAGGUCUACAAGAAGAAGGGUAGGCCUUGGGGUUUGCGAAACAAAGUCAAGAAAUCGCCGUCGGUGUCUACCAAUGGCAGUUCUGAAUCCAUGGAGGCGGGGUCCCCUAGCGGAGGAGUUGUUGGUGUGCAUGGGAUGCAUGUUGGACCUGUCUCUUUGGAGCCCGUCUCCCAGUCCGGGUAG
This is a messenger RNA of Rosa chinensis, 480 nucleotides long. RefSeq lists its product as uncharacterized. The record is from RefSeq and is a predicted model, not a curated record. NCBI's taxonomy places the organism in Eukaryota, Viridiplantae, Streptophyta, Magnoliopsida, Rosales, Rosaceae. The transcript is spliced from 2 exons. Bases 1 to 480 code for a protein of 159 amino acids.